This is a messenger RNA of Pezoporus occidentalis (night parrot), 5688 nucleotides long. RefSeq names its product polycystin 2, transient receptor potential cation channel (gene PKD2). The coding region runs from base 21 to 2732 and encodes 903 amino acids. Gene Ontology annotation, molecular function: signaling receptor binding; voltage-gated calcium channel activity; muscle alpha-actinin binding. The record is from RefSeq and is a predicted model, not a curated record. Gene Ontology annotation, biological process: detection of mechanical stimulus; potassium ion transmembrane transport; release of sequestered calcium ion into cytosol. Gene Ontology annotation, cellular component: membrane. The transcript has 15 exons. NCBI's taxonomy places the organism in Eukaryota, Metazoa, Chordata, Aves, Psittaciformes, Psittacidae.
GUGGUGGUGGCGGCUGGCCGAUGGCGGGCAGUGGGGGCUGCCGGCGCGGAAGGGACCAGCUGGAGCUGGAGCGGCUGGGCGAGGCGGCGCGGGCCGGCUCCUGCCCGCCGUCGCCGCCGCUCUCCGCCUGCUCGCGGCAGGCCUGGAGCCGGGACAACCCGGGCUUCGAGCCGGAGGAGGAGGGAGCGGCGGCGGCGGGGCCGGUGCUGGAGAUGGACGUGGAGUGGGGCAGCCCCGCGGCCGGCGCUUCGUCGUCGUUGGGCAGCGGCGCGGCGGGCAUGGGCGGCGGCGGGCGGCGCCAGCGGCGGGUCCCCGCGGGGCGCGGCGGAACGGAGGUGCCGAGCCGCCACCAGGUGCCACCCGACGGCGCCGCGCCCCGCCGGGCGGCCUGGGCCAAGCGACUGGCGCGGCGGCUGCGAGGUCUAUGGGGAACAAGACUCAUGGAAGAAAGCAACACCAGCAGAGAGCGAUACCUGAAAAGUGUUUUACGGGAGUUGGUUACGUACAUGGUUUUCCUUGUGGUCUUGUGUGUCUUGACUUACGGGACAGUGAGUUCCAGUAUGUAUUAUUACACAAGGGUCAUGUCGCAGCUCUUCCUGGAAACACCUGUAUCAAAAAUGGAGAAAACUGAUUUCAAAACUUUAUCCACAAUGGACGACUUCUGGAAGUUCACAGAAGGCCCUUUGCUGGAUGGUCUCUACUGGGAAAUGUGGUACAACAACAAAACCAUGGCAGAAAACAAAAGCUUCAUUUAUUAUGAGAACCUGCUCCUUGGGGUACCUCGUAUUCGGCAGCUGAAAGUGAGAAAUGGUUCAUGCUCAAUACCUGAAGAUUUAAAGGAAGAAAUCAAGGACUGCUAUGAUGUCUAUUCUGUAGCUAAUGAAGAUACUGCUCCGUUUGGACUUCGAAAUGGAACAGCUUGGACGUACACCAAUGAGAAGGAUUUGAAUGGGAGCAGCCACUGGGGCUUGAUUGCCACCUACAGUGGGGCUGGUUAUUACCAAGACCUCUCAAGGAACAGAGAAGUGACAGCUGUGCAGAUUGCUAGCCUUAAGAAGAACCUGUGGCUUGACAGAGGGACCAGAGCAGCUUUCAUUGAUUUCUCUGUAUACAAUGCAAACAUCAACCUAUUCUGCAUUGUGAGGUUGUUAGUGGAGUUUCCAGCGACUGGAGGCCUUGUUACAUCUUGGCAAUUUCAGCCAGUGAGGCUGAUUCACUACAUCUCCACUUUUGAUUUUUUCCUGGCAGCCUGUGAAAUGGCAUUUUGUCUCUUUGUUCUUUAUUACAUGGUGGAAGAGAUUUUAGAAAUUCACAUUCAUAGAUUGCACUACUUCAGAAGUCUUUGGAAUUGCCUUGAUGUUCUUAUCAUUGUGCUCUCUGUGGCAGCUAUAGGAAUUAGCAUCUACAGAACAUCAACUGUUGAUAUGCUCCUGAAGAAGCUGCUGGAAGAUCAGAACUCUUUCCCCAAUUUUGAACCUUUGGCAUAUUGGCAAAUGCAAUUCAACAACAUAGCUGCAGUCACUGUGUUUUUUGUCUGGAUUAAGCUGUUCAAAUUCGUUAACUUCAACAGAACAAUGAGUCAGUUAUCCACUACCAUGUCUCGCUGCGUCAAAGAUGUUGUUGGCUUUGCUAUUAUGUUUUUUAUUAUUUUCUUAGCAUAUGCUCAAUUGGCCUAUCUUGUCUUUGGCACUCAAAUUGAUGACUUCAGUACUUUCCAGGACUGCAUAUUUACUCAGUUCCGCAUCAUUUUGGGAGACUUCAACUUCACAGAGGUUGAAGAAGCUAAUCGAAUUUUGGGACCAAUUUAUUUCACUACAUUUGUGUUCUUUAUGUUCUUCAUUCUUUUGAACAUGUUUUUGGCCAUCAUCAAUGAUACGUACUCUGAAGUCAAAUCAGAUAUGGCACAACAGAAGGCAGAAAUGGAACUGUCUGACCUUAUCAGAAAGGGCUACAACAAAGCCAUGAUCAAACUUAAAUUGAAGAAGACUACUGUUGAUGACAUUUCAGAAAGCCUGAGACAAGGUGGGGGAAAGUUAAAUUUUGAUGAGCUCCGGCAAGAUCUGAAAGGGAAGGGGCACACGGAUGCAGAGAUUGAAGCAAUAUUUACCAAAUAUGACCAGGAUGGGGACCAGGAAUUGACAGAGCAUGAACAUCAGCAGAUGAGAGAUGACCUUGAGAAAGAGAGGGAGGAUCUGGACCUGGAUAGGAGCUCUCUGCCACGUCCUCUGAGCAGCCGCAGCUUCCCCCGGAGCUUGGACGACUCUGAGGAGGAUGAGGAUGAAGACAGUGGACACAGCUCCAGGAGGAGGGGCAGCAGCUCUAGUGGGGUUUCCUAUGAAGAGUUCCAAGUGCUCAUGAGGCGGGUGGAUCGCAUGGAGCAUUCUAUCGGCAGUAUAGUCUCCAAGAUUGAUGCGGUUAUCGUGAAGCUUGAAGCGAUGGAGAGAGCCAAACUAAAAAGGAGAGAUGUGUUAGGAAGGCUGUUAGAUGGAGUAACAGAGGAUGAAAGACUGGGUCGUGACAAUGAAAUCCAUAGAGAACAAAUGGAGCGACUUGUGCGAGAGGAGUUGGAGAGGUGGGAAUCAGAUGACACGGCAUCCCAAAUGAGCCAUCGGUUGGGAACACCACUUGGACUGAAUGGCCAGCCUCGUUCAAGGAACUCUCGGCCAUCAUCCUCCCAGUCAGAUGGUAUUGAUGGGGGAGGAGGAAAUGGGGGGAAUAACAUCCAUGUGUAAGGAUUAACUUUGUAGGCGAUUCUGAAUGUUUCAGGUCAGUAUUAAGCCAGCAAAUACACUACUCCACUGUUUCCCAGCAUGAGGUGGUCAUUCUCAUCAGACCACUAAGGACAUUUCUCACCGAUGGGCAAAAGUAAAUAUUCUCUUCAAAAGGCAUUUUCAGACCUACAUAAGCCAUGUGUCACGUUCAAGUUGCCCACAGUAAACUGUCAGCCUUGCAAAUGAAAGUGCAGGAGGCAGAAUGGAAACAGUUGUUACAAAAUCUACCUGGCCAGAAGUUUGAUUCCAUACAUGUAUUAUGGGGACACUUCCACAAGAGCAUCAAGCUUCAGACAAAAUAAUGUGCUGUGGCUAAAACCACUCCAUUGAAAGGCUGCAAGUAUUUUGCUUUCUGUUGGAAAAUAGGAUUUUUUCCCAAUGCUUUUAAAAGCAAUUUUUAAAAGAAGAUGGCAUGAAUUUAUUGCCUCAUUCAUUGUUAACAGCUGACACUUUUCAGAGAUAAAAUAGCACUUUUUUACUUUGCUUCUGCCUAUGUUUCUGAGUUAUUCUUGGUGUUACUAACAUUUUAAUCAACUUCAAAUGUUCAUUUCUUCCUGGUUUUGAGAAAUACUGUGUUUUUUUAAACAGAAGAAAGUACACUCACUUUGUACAAUGGUAAAUCACAUAUUCCAUAAUAGAAAUGUACACAUUGCAGGUGUUUGUGUUCCAUUAGGAUUUCAAAAGCACUAUUUGAGAGCUGCCUCUUCACACCCAAUGAAAGUAAUAAUUUUGGGCUUUGUUGCAAAGUGCCCAUUUUUUAAUACUAUGAUUUCAUGAUCUAAGUGUUCCUGGGAUAAACAUUCCACCAAUUCUUAGGUAAAUAUGGUUACUUUGCAGAAAAUAGAUUCUUUCAAAGCUCACAAAAUUGAGAAACAUCAACUCUUCUGUGGGUGCAACAGGGAAGGGGGCAGAGAAGUUGCUGAUGGUUUGCAGUCUGAUCCUGUGCUGUGUCAAGUUGUAACCAUGUCUCAACUGUGUAGUCUGUAUGUACAUUUAAAAGAACUGCUUGUAAUAUUAUUAGGUAUAUUUCUACAUAUGCUUCUCUGCUGAGGUGCAACACAUGAUGCCUUUCGAAAGGUGUUUGUAGUAUAAUCACUGAUUUUUAGUGUUUAGUUUCCUCUGCUUUCUGUGCCGUAGAAGCUUUGUUUAUGAAAGGACACUGAAAUUAGGUUGGUUUCCUACAGAAACCAUUGGGGCGUAGUGUUUGUGGUUUUGCCUAGCAACGUAUUUCCGUCUGUGGAAUACUGGUUUAGGAGGGAGUUUCAGUUGUGCUUUUUUUCCUGAAGAUGGCAGUUGUAUUUAAAGACUUAGAGUUGCUGUAAAGGAAGAGGGAAAGCUACACAAUCAAACACAUCAAAGCUGUAGCAGGGUAUAUAGAGGGAAAAAUGCCUAUUUAACAAAGUAUAAGUAGCAUAUGUAUAUGUUAUAUUGAUGCUUUGUGUUUCAAAAAGUGUUUGUUGCCGGAAGUUAACACCUUAUUCUUGCAGUUGUGCUGCUUAGGCGAAGCUUACACCUUGUGUAUGACCUUACAAUUGCAUUGCCUGGAUGUACAGUGACUCAGAAUUCUUUCUUCCUAACCAGAGAACUUGCUAGAACUAAAUAGACUUAAUUCCUUUCCCUGUUUUUAAGUUUAUGAGAAACCAUAUGCACAGAAACUGAAUGUAAGUGGUGCAGGAGGAAGUUCAGUGCUGGGACUGGAAUUUCUUAGUAGCUUUGGCUUGAGAGCAGACCAGCGUGGGAAAACAGGUUGUGAUUCACAGAACAGGUGAAGUGUUUAUUCUUUCUGUGGUUCCUGUACUAGGAAGAAAUUCAUACUGCUUCAGAAGAAACCCUGUCAGCUUCCCAAAACAGCGCACAGCACAGUAGUUAGGGCUUUUGUGUGAAACGAGACACUCAGGCUAAGCUCUGUCUUGCCUCAGUUGAAACUUUUUGGACCUUAGAACCCUUCCCAAGGAAAGCAUUUCUGUAUUGAACUGGCAUUUGUAACUUUAAACAAACCAACCAAAGAACACUAGCAGAACACGUGGCCAGCUGAUGUGCAAGGAAAACAGAAAAUACCAUACAAAGCAAUUCAAAUAUGCAUAGUCUUCAUAUUUAGAAUGGGUAGUGUGUUGGUGUGUAGCAUGACUUACAGUUUAAACUUUGAAGCAUGCUAACUAAUUACAUGUGUGUAACAUGUAAUUAAUAUUGGGUUUCUAGGGUCCAGAGUUACCUAAAUACUAAAAUAGUAUUUAAUAAUCAUGUACUUAAUCAAAGACUUUCGCCAAAUGACCCAGCUGGAGUUGUCCAGCAAUCAGGAGGAACCGUACUUGGAAUACUUUGUGUUCAGGUUUGUGCCUGCAGCCAGUAAGGCAUGUGGCAUGCUGAGGCUUAUGGCAGCAGGGAUCUGGUGGUCAUCUGUUGGUGAGGCAGUGCCUUAAUGGGGGAAAGAAAGCAAAACUAAACCUGUCAGUAUGGUUUUAAAUUGGUUUAUUAUAAAGGUGUAUCUUUCAAAAUGUAAAUUCAGUCAAACAGUUAAUCUUCUAUUUGUAGUAUAUGUUUAUUCGGAAAGUGUUUGCAUUCAUAGCUGUAUUUGUUGAGAUAUAUUUCUGUAACGUGUCGUUACUUAAUAACAAACUUCAUCUUGAAGUGCAGUAAGUUUUCAUGGGGUACCCGUGUGUGUUGACAGUGGCCUUGCAGUGAGUGCAUGGGCACUUGACAAAUGUUAUAAACAUUUUAUUAUUUCAUUUUUCCACUAGAUUAUAAUGCCAUUUGUCACAUAUUACAAAGGUAAGGUUUUUGCAUAGUAAUGUGCAGUAUUUGGUCUUAUUAGGAAGCUGUUAAUUAUGCAAGCCUUCUACAAUGAUCAAGAUUGUAUUGAUCUGUAAAACUGAGCACUUUACUUCCUAAUAAACAUUUUAUAUAAUCUAUAAAGCAA